This is a messenger RNA of Neocloeon triangulifer, 4226 nucleotides long. RefSeq lists its product as uncharacterized. The record is from RefSeq and is a predicted model, not a curated record. Bases 2912 to 4084 code for a protein of 390 amino acids. The transcript is spliced from 9 exons. NCBI's taxonomy places the organism in Eukaryota, Metazoa, Arthropoda, Insecta, Ephemeroptera, Baetidae.
GGUACCGCUAUAUUUUAUUAAUUUACGGCAGAAGGAGUGUGGUGGAGAGGGGAAUCCAGGCUCCAAAUUGACUUCGGCAUCAUAGAGACUGCGCGCUGGGACCGUAUAGUUCAAACGAACAUGCCGCCAAAGCAAAAUCCCGCAAGUAACAUGGUGUUGUGAUGUUGGUAAGUUAAUACAUACAUAUGUAAAUAUUGUACAGUUGGUACAACUGCAAACCAAAUAAAAUUAGAACUUUUCUACCCUUUGAACUGAACGCACGUCUCUCUCUCGUUCUCCCUUCCGGAGAGCGGCCGCUGGCCGCCCUCGAACAUUUGAGGCCCUUUACAAAGGCCGUACGAGCUACAGCAAAUUGGCGACGAGGCGAACUUAGCGGCGGAAGGAGGAGAGGACGACGAAGAGGAACCGUCGGAAGCGAGAAGACGGCGUGGACAGUCAUCCGCGUGAAGGCCACGUGUUGCGGCAACCGGAAGUUGGCUUGGUAGGUGUCCGGAGGCGGACCAGUCCGGCACCACUGACACCAAGGCCGUCCCAGCGCAAAAGGCAAGUGGUUAAAAGGGAAAAGAAGAAGUCUCCGCGUCUGAUUGCGAAAAAUCAGCACUGCAAGUGGUGAGCAAGUCGAGCCGAAAACGUGGUGAGAAAAAAAGAGGGUGCAAAGCAUUGUCAAGUGAAACACUAGCCGCAGAAUAUUAUUUCCACCAUCAGUGUCUUCGAGACUGGAAAUAAUCUAGUGAAGUUUAAGGUGAGAACUCAAGGGCCAGAGGGAAGAAAUUCCAGGCCAAAAAGGAGUCUUCGAGACUUUUGCCUUAAAAAAAAAGAGGGGUUUUUCUCAAAGGUUUUGAAAAAAAAAAUGGUAGUAAGUUGUUGUAAUUAAAUGACUAGAUUUGCAGCACACCAUUCCUGAGAAAAUCUAUAACCUGAUUGCUUGUACGUAGCCACUAAGAAAACACACGGCAGUGAAGAAGGAGGGCCUCUCAAGAAGAAAAAAGAGGUUCCGUAAAAAAGAAGAAAGAAAAGAAAGAGGAAGGAAGGAGAAGAGUCUGGAGCGGAACUUGUGGAGCGACAAGGUGGUCCAAGGAGAAGACGAGACCACAGUCAGCUGCAAGGAAGCCCCGCCUCGAAAAGGACUUCAACCAGAGUUGGACUCAAGAAAGCAGUCAAGAGCAGCAGGACAAGUAGCUGCCAAGAGAAAAGGGUGUGCACCAGCACCAACGGCCGAGACAUCGGAGGCCGUCGGACAGAAGGCGUGUGGCGCCCUGUCCACCUGAGACGCCGGGAGGAGGCAGCCGCCUUCUCUGGCCAUCAUGUGAGGGACCCGAAGGGUGCAACCGCAUCCUUGGGCCGUCGACCUGAGUGGAGGGGAUCUCCUCAGGGGUCGCUUAGAAGUACCGGACUACAAAGAGUCCGAGGUGUAAAACGAGGAGCCGAGUGUCCAUCCAGCAUGGAGAAGAUGAGAACAGCAACUGGCAGUUCAGACCGUGCCAAGUGUGCUGGAACAUUUUCGGUUUUCAUUUGAAAAUUUAGUGAUUGAGCGAAAUUCAAGUAAAUUAGUAAUGCAGAAAUACAGUUUUAAACAACCAAAUUUCCGUUAAAAAUUCAGGAAAGUAAAAUCAAUUAAAGUUUCAACUUAAAUUUCCUAAUCUGAGAAUUAAUUUUAGAGUUUAAUCAAGGAACUCAAUUUAGUAAACAAAUUUUCAAAGGUUUUUGAGUAAGAGUAAUUCUUGUGAAUGGAUGUAAAUGUGAUUUUGUAACAAUGUUUCCAAAUUAAUCAAUUUCUUGCUCCAACGCCAAAUGCCACAGUUCUCCUUAAAGUGCGUAAAUUAAAACUUGUUUUUAUCUUAGGCGGGAGGUGUUGUGAUGUUGGUAAGUUAAUACAUACAUAUGUAAAUAUUGUACAGUUGGUACAACUGCAAACCAAAUAAAAUUAGAACUUUUCUACCCUUUGAACUGAACGCACGUCUCUCUCUCGUUCUCCCUUCCGGAGAGCGGCCGCUGGCCGCCCUCGAACAUUUGAGGCCCUUUACAAAGGCCGUACGAGCUACAGCACAUGGCAAGUGGAUUCGUCGCAUUGGUUCGUUUUACAGAUGACGCUGAGAGGAUCAUCAUUCACUCUAAAUUCAUCAAAAAUGCUCCUGAAAAACCCGACCAAGAUAACAUGAAGCUGAUCUAUCAGGUUCUGUAUCACAGCAGCUUGCGUGUCAACCAGUUCAACGAAUAUAUUGUGACCGACUUCGACCACGCAAAUCCUCCAGUGGAAUCGUGUGACUAUUUCGAUGCAGAAAUACAACGCUUUGCACCAACUCUCGAAGAACUUCAGAAGCUCCUAUCAGAAGGUGGCCGUACUCGUAAAACUAAAAACCUGGAAACACCACCCAGGGCUGAAGAGUUUUUGGCUGAUAAGAAGAGGAAGAAGUUUGUGGAAUCAAAAAAAAAAAUCGCAUCGCAGGAUUUGAAAUCAACAAAGAAGAUAAAAAAUGACUCGCUUAACUCCAGCAGCAAGGCAAAUCUGAAGAAAUUCAUUGACUCUGAACAACUUGCCGCGGUUUUAAGUCCUUGCAGCACCUGCAGCACGAAGGAUUUUGAAAUCAUGCAACUCAGGAACGAAAAUACUCGAUUGAAGGAAGUGCAUGCUCACGACGAGGAACUUGCAGCUAUUCAAAAAGAUCGUUUUGAAGAGAUCAAGAGCUACAACGUGUUUCUGAAAGAACAAAAUGAAUUGUUGAAGGGGUCCAAGAAAGAACCCAUGAAAGCUUGACAAGAGCAAGAACUGAAAAGCCAGGAUACUUAUUCUAAAAACACUAUUAUCCCUGUUUACAAUACUUCUGAAGAAAUAAUUAUCGAGGUGCUUGACAAAAAACCAUGUGACGCGACUGAAUUUGAAGAAAUUCAAAUCGCUGCUGAACAUUCAAGUAUGGAAGAGUCUCGGGAUGUUGAUGCCAUAAAUGGGGAUUUUGAUGCAUUGAUGACUCCAGAUAGAAAUCUGCGUCCUGAGAGUUCUAAUAAUACCUGCCGUAUUGAGGAAUGCGAUCCGAAACCAUUGACUAAAGACCCUCUUGGAAACAAGAUUCAUCUUGGCUAUGGCAAAUGGAUUUCACAACGUUCUUGGGAUGAACUAGAAAAAAUUGCAGACAAUUCCAAAUUCGUGCAGCAUCUCACUGUGGAAGCAUGUGGAGUAGACUCGGUUCAUCUCUUCUCUGCCACUGGAACACAAGGACCAAAGGGGCCAAAGAGAGGGGAAGCUGGUUAUAAGGAAAAGUUCCCAGCAGAGACAAUUGCAAUUGUUCACCACUUCCUCAAGCUGAAACUGAUGACGAAGUACGGAGAAUCAUACACAGGCACACCUUCUAACGAAGAAUUCGCGAUCAAAUGUCCUCGAACUGCAGGUCAGCUUGACGGAAUGACCAAUUGCAUCAAUGGUGUUCCACGGAGGCGCAACAGCCUUGGGCAAAUGGGAACUUGGAUGACAAGGGCCAGCACCGAGAAUUCACCAAACCGUCCUCGUCACUGGUUCCAAGCAAAAUUCGGAUCUUGGAGACGUGGUUGGCGCUCUCGCAGAUUGUGGUGCCCGCGGUGUAGGCCUGCCAACUCGGCGAGUUCAGCGAAAGGCUCAGGCACUUUUGCCUUCUCCUCGCCCUUCCGAGGCCGGCCGCGCUUUCGAGGUGUGGGCGGCGGUGGCUGCUCGGCAGCUUUGCUGGUGCCUGCGCCAGCUGGCGCGCUUGGCAAAUUUUCUGCAGGCGGUGGCUGCCCCCUGGUGGACUCUGGACGGUCACCAGAGGCAGCAGAGUGUCCGAUCUGGUCGGCCAGAGACUGGCGUGUCCUUCCUGGGGCUGUUACCGCCCCCUGGUUGACUCGUAGUCACCCGGCUGCACCGAUGAUAUAUUUUGUAGACCAGCCGAAGACUGAAUUGGCACCAUCGGAGGUGGGCCAUCCGUGGCAUGUCCGUCACCGCCAAAGAGGUCGGACUGAUGGCCUUUGUCUGCCGUGCACGAGGGACUGCUGGUGGCAAUCGAACAGCCAGAUUCCGCGUGGUGCUCCCCGAUGGAUGAUCUUUGUGUGUCGGCGCCUCCCCGGUGCUGUCGUCUGAAGGAGUGCUGCUGGCGGUUCGACUCUGCACUGGCCUUGUGCAAAAUCUCUCUGCUGGUGAGCUGGGUGCUCCCGCUGCAUUCCUAAAAGCUCCAUUUAUUUCUCUGCUUGGUGAUGUGUCUGCUGGAGACCUCGGUGGUCCC